This is a messenger RNA of Protopterus annectens (West African lungfish), 3315 nucleotides long. RefSeq names its product ring finger protein 43 (gene RNF43). Gene Ontology annotation, molecular function: ubiquitin protein ligase activity; frizzled binding. Gene Ontology annotation, biological process: ubiquitin-dependent protein catabolic process; Wnt receptor catabolic process. Bases 548 to 3151 code for a protein of 867 amino acids. The transcript is spliced from 9 exons. NCBI's taxonomy places the organism in Eukaryota, Metazoa, Chordata, Ceratodontiformes, Protopteridae. The record is from RefSeq and is a predicted model, not a curated record.
UUACUCUGUGGGGAAGUACAGUAUAAUAUUAUUUCUCUCCCCGGGGAGAGCAUAACUGUCCUCCCAGGGGAGGAGGUAUGCUGGCUCCUGACUCAGUUGAGAAGGUAUGCUGGCUCCUGACUGUGUGGAGAGUCCGGCAAGGGAAGUCUUAAACGGGAGAAAAAUGUUAGAAUAUCUGAGUAUGGAAUAUUAAGAAUGCAAACAUUAAGUAUACAAACCAUUUUAACAUGGAAUUAACCCCCUUUCCCAUAGAAUUACUCUUGAAAUAUUGGAAAAGUCAGCACUGUACAGUGUGCCAUAAGGCAGGAAUCUUAAAAGGAGAAAUAGCUCACUUGUUCCUCAUGCUGGAAACUGUUUCAGUCCUAAUUAAGACAAUUGCUUUAAAAAGGCUGUAUAUUGAGGAUUUGUUGUGCAAGUUACAGUGUUGAAACACCAUAGUUUUGUUCUUGCAUGUAAUAAAAAACAUCAGAUCUCAGUGUAGCUAGCAGACACUGUCAGAAUUACAGAGCACCAUGCACAUCUCCGGGCCGCCACCGCAGCCUGCGUAAUGACUGUGUUUCUACAGAAGCAGGCAGUCCUCUGGCCCUGGCUGCUAAUGGCAGCACUUCAGGCGGGCCUUGGCCAAACUGGGCUUGUGUUGGCAGCAGCGGUGGAGACUGAACGUUCAGCACCCAAGGCUAUCAUUAAGGUGAUUCCCCGAAAGCUGGAUCCAACUGGGAAGUACAACUUGACUCUGGAAGGGGUAUUUGCUGGGCCUGCAGAUGUGACUUCAGCAGAUGGCAAGCUGUUGCAGUUUCACCCUCUAUCUCUGUGUAACACCAGUGAAGAAGAAGACCUUAAGGAGCAUGGAUUUGUCACCAUUGUCAAGUUGGAGAGCCCAGAUCGGGACCCUCACCCCUGCUUGUCAUUGCUUAACAAGGCAAGGUUGGCAAUGGAUAGAGGUGCUACGGCUGUCAUCUUUGAUAUUACUGAUGAUGACAAUGCGUUGGAACAGCUGAAUGUGAAUGUUGAGCGAUACCCACCUCACCCUGUGGUUCUAAUACAAGGCAAAGAUGCUGAGCUUUUGAUGGACGUUGUUAACAACAACCAGCAGGCCCAAGUAAAAAUUGAAAUGAAGAAGGAACCACCAAAGAAAGAUUAUGAUGUAGGCAUCGUCCUUACACUGGUUGCAGCUCUCACUCUGAUAAUCCUCAUCUUUACCUUCCGGGUCAAGUGCCGACAGAAUCAGAAUCAGGAUUCCAUGCAUCAACAGACUCUACGUGCUAUCAGCAGGCUGGCAACCCGGAAGUACAAGUCCCGCUGCAGGUCAGGAACUCAUAAGCAACAUGGUGGUCCUGAUUCUGGGAGCAGCUGUAGCUCUGCACCUACCUGUGCUGUCUGUCUGGAAGAAUUUGUUGAGGGUCAGGACCUGCGGAUUAUCUCGUGUCUCCAUGAGUUUCACAAACAGUGUGUUGACCCAUGGCUUAUUCUACAUCGGACCUGCCCACUUUGCAUGUACAACAUCAUGGAUGGAGCAUCUGUUGCACAGCAGUAUUCACACAGCAGAAGUGCACCCGACUCAGACCAGAGCCAUCAUGUCCAGCUUUUGCAGCCAUACCCUCAGCAUGCUUUCACUCCGAGACCUCACAAUGCAGCAGGAACAGGACUGUAUCACCAACGGAGUAGCAGACUUGCCACAACACUUCAGCCACCAGGAAUGUCAUACUUUCUGAACUCAGAAGUUUCUCAGAUAGAUUGUAAUACAAUAAGAUAUGUGCCUUGUAGACAGCUGGCUACCCCAAGUCAGUGUGGUCUUCACCGAAAUGAACAGCAGGGUAUUGUAUAUGGUCACCAGCAAAGCACUAAUCAUUACCGGAUGCCCAUGCGUUGGCCAGAGACAACUUUUCAUCAACGACCAUGUGGUUCUCAGCCCCUAACACCUGCUGUGAGACCAUGGAAUUUGCAGUCUACAAAAAUUCACAGACCAGGGGCUACUGCUGCUGUUUCCCAUGGGACUGGACCCAGCAGACAAGAUGAUGGUAGUUCAGGUGGUAGUUUUCGAACUGAACGUAGUGGAUACUUGCCUGAUGGUCCGGGCAGUGACUCUAGCUCUGGGCCUUGUCAUGGGUCUUCUAGUGAUUCUGUUCAGAACUGCACAGAUGUAAGUCUUCAAGGUGUUUAUGGCAGCUGGUCCACUUUCCGAAGCUCCUUAAGUAGUGAUUUUGACCCAUUUAUUUAUUGUGGCCCUGGACAGCCGCCAGCAGAGAACCAAGAAGGAUCAUAUAAAGGGCUCCGACCACGGUCUUUAGAUUCAAUAGUCAACAGGGAGGGGUCUGUACCAGACAGUCAAGUUUUCAGCCAUGUACAUUAUCACCAUCACAGGCACCAUCACUACAGAGGUAACCAGCAGAGCACAUCUGGUAUAGUGGACCACUGGUCUUUACAAAACUCUCAGGAGGAGAGCAGAUAUUCUGGGGCUAGGGAGGGUAUGUCUCAUAACAUAGACAAGGUUGCCCCACAGAAGCAAAGGACUACAAAAGGAAAACAGAACUGCACUCUGCCUUUGGACAAUAGGUAUGUCUCACAGUGUGUGUCACACUCAGGUAAGUCCCGUUGUUUGCAUCAUGGGCAUGACCUCCUGGAACCUACAUUUCAGGCAGGAGAAUCAUCUUUUGAGCAGAGUGGAUUGUGUAAUGCUCAAACUUCAGCACCUUGUUGCACAGAACAGCGGAACUGUAAUAGAAAGAAGCACCAUAGGAGAAAACGGAGUUCACAGCGAAUGCCUUCAGUGGAUUUUCUACAUAAAGAAUUUGACCAGCCUGAGGACUGCAAUAUUCAUGUACAUUAUGGGCCUAGUUCCAGCUACUGUUGUCUUCCUGAAAUGCAGCCCCUGGUACAAAGACCUUUAAUUCUGGACUCUGGUGCUACCAAAGAUUGCCCAUUGCAAUGUUGGCCAGGUCCUCUCAUGACCCAGGACCUGCAGAUGCAUCAUUUAGGGACAGAAACUCAGCUGCAGAGUAAUAGUCUGCCUCAGGCAGUGGAGUAUGGGCCAACAUUUCAAAGUGGUUUGUUGGGGUUACGUCCUUCAGACCAAGAAUGUUUCUGCUGCCGGACACAACACAAUCAUGGCUCAGAUGAUGGCACAGAGGAUGUGUGUGAGCAUACAGUUUAACCGUUAACUGUUCCACAGACUCUGGUGAGGCAGCAGCAUUACCUGGUUGUGUGAGAAACAGCAGCUGAAUAGCUCCAGUGUGCAUUGCAAGCAGCAGCUUAUCUAUCACCGUGCCUUUUCAGAAUAGCUGCCUGCCAAAAGAAAGAGGGAAUAACAGUGAUGUC